CCGCCUCCACAGCUUGGUCGAUCGAUCCGCCCCAGCCAGCGAUCCCGCUCCAACGCAAAAAUACAAAAUAGAUCUAUCAAUAUGCGAACUCUGACCUUCUAAAAUGCAAAAUGAAUUUACAAAAAUAGGAUAACCCCACUCUUGUAAAAAUAUGUGUAAAAUAGACUAUUGAUUUUUUUUUCCUACAAUGGGCGUCCACCAAAAACCACCUUUUUUCUCCCCAAUAGAAGCUUGGGUGUGUCAGGCGCGAAUGCGGGGUAGCAUAGGUCGUUACAGCUGGUACCUUCCACCUUAUAGUAACUAGCCAUGUUCUCACAAAUAAUCGAAAUUGACUCCGAUGGAGAUCUUCUUAUAGUCGUACCUUCCAAGUUAGCAUGGGAGACGGAAAACGUAGGAAGUUCCCCGAAGCUCGCUGAGGAACCACCGAAUCUCGAUGCUGGAAAUGGCUCGGUGACUAACCGACCACGCUCGCUAUCGUCGAUAGAUAUCGACGAGACCGCCGACGCGGCCGGAGACUUGCUGCAUGCGACGUUCAGAGUAUCUAUGAAGCACUUGACAAUGGCAUCAGAACGAGCGGGAAAAAUGUUUCAACUUGGGUUUUCUGAGUCUGAGCAAGACGAAUCGACCGGAUAUCGAAAAUGGACCUUUGACGCGAUAUUCGACAUAGAGGCUUUUAAAACCGUCCUCUUUAUCAUUCACGGACGCACGAAGAGCGUACCGGAACAUAUAACACUUCAAAUGCUGGCGGAGAUAUCAGCAGUUGUUGAUGAUUUACAAUGCGCUGACGCAGUAUGGUUUUGUGCCAAGAAAUGGCUUCGCGAACUAGACACCUCACCUAUGGAAGACUUAUCGAAGGAGCUGUUCGAGUGGAUUUUUAUCGCAUCUGUCUUCCAUGAAUCGGAAAUUUUUGAAAGGGCAACGCAUACAGCUGUACUCAAUACAACUGGUUCUAUUGAUGACUACGGCCUACCAAUUCUUCGCAAAAUCAUGGACGAUAUUGAGCAAGAUAGACAGGAUCUCCUUCAGUACUUACUUUCAAAGUUAGACGCAAAAGUAGCAGAGCUUCUGACUGCGCCGAGAGAUUGCCCAAAUGCGUGCACAGAAAUGCUCCUCGGAGCUCUUGUUCGGCAAAUGAACUCUAUUGGUAUCUUGAAUGUCUCCGGAAAUCGAGAUGUUGCUCUCGUUGGCCGCAGUCUGAAUUCCAUUAUAGAAGAGAUCAGCAGCUUUCAAUCGUCUACAAUCUUCGUGGAUUGCAACAGCAGUCAAGACCACUUCGACAUCUGGGAUAGGCGAAAUGAGAGAUCCAAUGGCUAUGGACACGACUGGGCAAGUAGAAAAAGCAACAAAAAGCAAUCGACCAAUAAAUUCGUCCCACGGAAUUUGCCCCAAAGUUUGGUAUAUCACGAUUGCUCUCUGAAAACCCAUAUUGAAGCUAUGCUACAAGAAGUGCGUUUCAGGAUUCGAGGACUGUCACUCAAGCGUUACGUUGAAUUGGAGAGAUAGAACUAGCAAAAUAGCCAGUUAUUACAGCCACGGAGCCUGUGAUAAAUUUAUUUACGUUGAGAAUUUGAAGCCAGGAAGCGUCCUGGUCGAGGACCAAGAACAUCAUGUGGAAGCACCAUCCUCCCCAGAUCUGCCGCGUGAGGCAAUUCAAGCGGCAGAUCUCGUUCGAAAAGAAAUACACGCUACAUCAAGUGAUGACAAUUAAGCGGCACUUUGCGAUGUUGGCAAUUUGAUUGUCAAGCGACAUCCCGAUUUUGACUCUCGGAUAUACGGCUUUCGUAAACUCAGUGAUUUGGUGGCCAAAAUAGGGCACUUUGAUCUUUCGACGAGGAGCAAUCAAAUGGUGAUUCUGGUUAAGCAAGAGUCGGUUUAAUGCAUAUAUAACCUAUGAAAUUGAGUUCUCGCAGUGCAAUUUACGCAUUAU
Molecule: messenger RNA, 1927 nt
Organism: [Torrubiella] hemipterigena
Lineage: Eukaryota; Fungi; Ascomycota; Sordariomycetes; Hypocreales; Clavicipitaceae
Source: the annotation of a GenBank genome assembly